Molecule: messenger RNA, 474 nt
Organism: Ambispora gerdemannii
Lineage: Eukaryota; Fungi; Glomeromycota; Glomeromycetes; Archaeosporales; Ambisporaceae
Source: the annotation of a GenBank genome assembly
AUGGCUCGAAAUUUUAUUUUUGUAUUCAUUUUAUUGGCUACGCUUACCAUUAUGAAUGCCAUUCCGUUUCAUAAAAGAGCGACUUUCUUUGGUCCAUGUCCUAACGUAGAAGAUACAUUCUCUGUAAAAAUGGACCCUGAUCCACUUUUUUCUCCACAUCUCGUAACUCUUACUAUUACCGGAAAAGAGGUGUCUGGUCUAAUUAUCGGCCCACUUGCCUCACUUGUUGUUACAAUAGGUGCUACAAUUCCAGUACAACCUCCCAGUGUAUUUCCUGUUUGUAAUGCAACUGAUUGUCCAAUUUUUUCUGGAACCGAGUAUACUACAACAAGCACAUUUCUACUAAACGCCACUUUACCUCCAUCAUAUGAAAUUGUAUUGACUAUUGGAAAUUUAAAUAGUAGUUCACCACAAAUGUUAUUUUUACAUGAUCAAAUCCUCGCUUGUGCAAUGACUACUAUUACGAGUUCUUAA